This is a messenger RNA of Osmia lignaria (orchard mason bee), 3029 nucleotides long. RefSeq names its product ceramide glucosyltransferase (gene GlcT). Gene Ontology annotation, biological process: glucosylceramide biosynthetic process. Gene Ontology annotation, cellular component: membrane. NCBI's taxonomy places the organism in Eukaryota, Metazoa, Arthropoda, Insecta, Hymenoptera, Megachilidae. Gene Ontology annotation, molecular function: ceramide glucosyltransferase activity. The record is from RefSeq and is a predicted model, not a curated record.
GCAAAUUAGCCGUGCGAGCUACCGGCUGUCACAUGCAGCCAGUUAUACCGUCGACGCUUGACGGUGCGUCGUUUUAUCGAAGAGGAGUUGUGGCUGUCGCGACUGUUUCUAACUAUACGGUUUUUCACGAGAAACGUUUCAUAUCGGUUCGCGCGUCACUUGACAGAAGUUUGGUUAUCAAUAUGACAUGCAUCGGCACUCGGUGGCAGUGCAGUAGUAACGGGCGAAUCAGAACAGGACAAGGCCGCGUAGGCGCAUCAUUAUGAAAGGAGGCAGUCGUUUUUCGUGAACACAAACCGAACCGUGCUGCUUUGACGUGUAUACAUGUUGCACUGAAAAGAUUAGCGUAUCUUUGUAUUGAGCAAAAGGAAAACGAAAGUGUCAUUCAGAAGGGAGCAUCAACCACUGUGAUCCUCUCGGUGUGUCUCCGAUACCAUAUCCCGGAGAAUAAGGUGACAUCAUUGGAGAAGAUUGUCAAGUAAAGAACAGCAAGCAAGAGAUCUGAUUGUAUCGUGGAAUCGAAUUCAGCCAGGAAAGGAGAAAGGUUCGAUGUAUCGGUGAAAAUUGGGGUGGAUCGUUUGGUUGGUCGUAACAAAGAGGGUGCUCCGGUGUCUGUGGUGAUUGUAAAUAGACGAUCCUUGUCUGGAAGGAAAGUGAAAGAAAGGAGAGGAAGGUAAUAGACGCCGACAUAGCGUGCCGGCGUUUCGAGUGCUGGUAGCCGUGGUCGGCUACGCAGCCACCCUAACCGCAAGGGAAGCCUAGUGCGUGAAUGUAUUGGAAGCGGUGGUCACGUCUUCGUCGUCGUCGCCGCCGCCGUCGCUGUGAUCGCCGUGAAAACGGUGCUACACCGUGGAAGUCGCCAAAAACGUUACACCGAUGGCCCGCGCGAUUCAACGGUAUCUCUGAUCGCGGCACGACGGGAACGUCGAGGAUGCCGCGAACAUCGUCGUCGCGUAGAAGGAUGGCGGGCUUCGAGAGCACCAUUUCUGUCGCUAAACACCACGAAAGGAUCGAAUAAUAAAAUCAGGAGACGAGGACGAGACGAGACGAGACGAGACGAGACGCGACGCGACGAGACGAAAUAAAAAAGCGACGGUGAGAGGUGAGGAAAAACCCCGGAGGUUACACCUCCGAGAGACGAGGAUCUUCGUUCGAAGAUGAACUCCAUGGUAUAUACCCUCUACGGGUUCGCGGUAUUCUUUAUAAUAUUCUGGUCGGUUAUGUGGAUCGUUCAUGUGUUGGCUUUGAUAGCCGGACGGUGGAAGCUGCACCGUAAAGUCAUUCAAGUACCAACGUACGAAACGCCCUUACCCGGCGUGUCGAUCAUCAAACCAUUGAUGGGCGUUGAUCCGAAUCUGUUCGGUAACUUAGAGACCUUUUUCACCAUGCAAUAUCCUCGUUACGAGCUACUAUUCUGCGUCGAGGACGAUUCGGAUCCUGUGUUAAUGUUAGUGCGUAAACUGAUCGAGAAGUAUCCGGAGGUGGACGCAAAACUAUUUAUCGGUGGUUGCAAUGUGGGUGUCAAUCCGAAAAUCAACAAUAUGCAACCGGCAUACGAGGCAGCGAAACACGAGCUCGUGUUGAUCAGUGACAGUGGUAUCAAGAUGAAAGAGGACACGCUGUUAGAUAUGGUUAAUUAUAUGACCGACAAUGUCGCGUUGGUACAUCAGAUGCCGUUUACCUGUGAUCGCGAAGGUUUCGCAGCCGCAUACGAGAAAAUCUUCUUCGGUACGGUACAGUCCCGUAUGUACCUUGCCGCCGAUUUGCUCAGGAUAAACUGUCAUACCGGUAUGUCGGCGUUACUGAGGAAAGCGCCCCUCGACGAGGUUGGUGGUUUAAAAACAUUCGGAGUGUAUCUUGCCGAAGAUUUUUUCUACGCAAAGUCGUUGACCGAUCGGGGUUGGCGUAUCACUGUGUCCUCGCAGCCGGCUCUGCAGAACAGCGGCCACUGCGAGCUCCAUUCUUUCCAAGCGAGGUUACGAAGGUGGGCGAAGCUACGUGUGGCUAUGUUACCUACAAUGAUCAUUCUGGAACCGUUGAGCGAGUGUUUAGUGUUAGGUGCCUGUGCUUCCUGGGCGGCCAGCGUACUCUUCGAAUGGGAUUCUCUGGUUUUCUAUUUGGUACAUAUACUAUUGUGGUUUAUGUUGGACUGGACGCUGUUGUGCGUCGUACAGAACGGUCCGUUGCCGUUCAACAAAUUAGAAUUUGUUUGCGGAUGGUUACUCAGUGAGAUUACCAGGCCCUAUUUAUUCCUUCAAGCGGUUCUAGAUCCUCUGAUACAGUGGCGAUCGCGCGUUUACAAACUCAGGUGGGGUGGCGUCGCGGAAGAGGUUAAGGCGAAAGUCAAGUAUUAAAUCACGCGUCAAAUAAAUAUUGUAUAUCAAUUCUUUCGUUCCUUUUUUUUCUUUUUUCUUUUUUUUUCCUUCUACUUCUUUCUUUUCAUUGAUAGUUUCUUAAACCGACAUCCACAAUGUACAACAGCGUGGGUGUAUUGUAAUAUAUCCGAUAUAUUAUGCUAUUACGCAUAUACUACUUAUUAUAGAUGUAUUACGUUAGAUGAGUAAAAAAAAAAAUAAUACACGCCGUAUACGCACACCGUAUAAUAAAAACAGGGGAUGCUCGCGUGCGCGCGCACCUACACAAGUACGCGUUUACGUAAAUACAAUGAUCGUGCGACACGUAUCUACGCACGUGCGCGCGAAAAUAAAUUUUUAAUUACUCGCCAUAUCAUCUCCGCCAUCUCACGAUACGCUCACUAUUUGUGCAAUAUUAUAAAAAAUUUUCUAGUUACGUUAGAAAAUAAUAAGUGAAAUCAAACUUUUUGUAAAUUUUGUUGAAGGCCCUCGCGAGAAACAAGGUCAAAUGAGUCAUUAAUGGUAGCAUACCCCGCGGUAAAUUAUUGAUGUGUUCUAAUGAAAUGAUUCCUAUGAGAAAUCACUAUUGUAAGGGUACCGAGAUUAACUUAAUUAUCUUGUUGACGUAGUACUAAUAAUUUGUUCUCAAAAUACAUGCUUGUUAUUUUAUUUUCA